Messenger RNA from Melampsora larici-populina 98AG31, 897 nucleotides. RefSeq lists its product as uncharacterized. Bases 1 to 897 code for a protein of 298 amino acids. The record is from RefSeq and is a predicted model, not a curated record. NCBI's taxonomy places the organism in Eukaryota, Fungi, Basidiomycota, Pucciniomycetes, Pucciniales, Melampsoraceae. The transcript is spliced from 5 exons.
AUGGUUGCCAAUGCAAAUGCAAGCGCUAACUCUACUUCACACCCUGUUCGAGUAAACUUCUUUGGCCAAGCCGGUGUCGAGGGCUUCGUCUCUUCUCACGCAUCAAUUGCGACCUCCGGCAUGAACGGAGGGUCACCAUUCGCCAAUCCUAUUCGUUUAACUUCCUAUGGCACGACUACUGACGCUGUUAAACCCAAUUGCGUCUACUCAAUGACUUGCAAAUUGAUUGGAACUAAUAAUGACGUUGACGACCACCUUCACUUCGAGAACUCUUCUCGCAUUGACCUUGGGGAAGUUGCGAAGUUUUCAGAGGAUUUUGCUGAGGAUCUCAUGGACAAGACUGUUAUGAUUGCGUUGGGUUAUGUGACUGCGCGCGAGACUGUCAAAGAUCCAGCCUACAAAGGCAAAUCCACCGUCGUAAUCACUCUACAAUCCCAAGACUAUGAUCCUUUGACAAAGAUCCCUGUGACUUGGUAUACCAAGCACCACAUUCCUCCAGUUCGCAACAUGGAAAAAGCACAAAACAUUUGCCAAGUUGGUCGAGAAGUGCAGUUGGUAGGUGCAAUCAAAGACUAUGAUGGGGUCAACUUCAUGUGGGAACCCGAAGUGUCGGCCAUCAGUCGAUGCACAGGCGAUGCUCCCAGCCUAGCCGAUAAGAUCAUCAACAAACCUGGAACGCCCAAAGGCGGCCGAGUCCCAUUAACUUUACGACGAAACAAAGCUAGCACCGUCGCCAGUACAUCGGCGGUUAGUCUCGACGGGCCGCCAGGCGAUGCACAAACUUCUAGCCAAGGCGCUGCGACUGACGGAACCGUUCUCCAGGAAGAAAAAGACGAGAAUGCAUCCAUCACCGAGACCGCUGACCAUUCCUCUCCGUUGAAACGUUGCUGUGGCUGA